Messenger RNA from Gamsiella multidivaricata, 476 nucleotides. RefSeq lists its product as uncharacterized. The transcript has 2 exons. Lineage: Eukaryota; Fungi; Mortierellomycota; Mortierellomycetes; Mortierellales; Mortierellaceae. Bases 89 to 412 code for a protein of 107 amino acids. The record is from RefSeq and is a predicted model, not a curated record.
UAUAAUCAAUACUGACUCGUCCGCAACAGGUCCAAUUCGCCAUAGACAAGGUACCUCGAAGCGUUUUACGCACAAGGGUUAAUGUUCCAUGCAGAUGGGAGUGCAACAAUCGUCUGCAUCUUCCUAUGCUCCGAAUCAAAUCAGCCAUACCACUGCACCGCCGUUCACAUGCCAGAAAUGUGGUCCGAAUUAUUCGCACAACACUGGCGGGCAUCUUGAAUACGGCCGUUGCCACCGACGCGGCCAUAAAACGGAGGAAUGCAAGGGAAAGUAUUCUCCAGUACCGAUGGUAAGAAUGAAUCCACCAGCAACCUCGCCGCAAGAACUGAACCCCAACAGAAUCGGCGCCAUGAUGAACAUGGGACCCACCAUCCGGGCAACAAGAUUAGUCAGACGACUUCUCCAAAAAUAAAGCUACCAUGGUAGCUGAAGACAGCGUUGAUACAAAAAAUAAAAGAAAGCGCCGGAAAAAUAUG